Messenger RNA from Thermothielavioides terrestris NRRL 8126, 906 nucleotides. RefSeq lists its product as uncharacterized. Gene Ontology annotation, molecular function: catechol 1,2-dioxygenase activity; ferric iron binding. Gene Ontology annotation, biological process: catechol-containing compound metabolic process. The coding region runs from base 1 to 906 and encodes 301 amino acids. The record is from RefSeq and is a predicted model, not a curated record. Lineage: Eukaryota; Fungi; Ascomycota; Sordariomycetes; Sordariales; Chaetomiaceae. The transcript has 2 exons.
AUGGCCUCCGACAAGCCGUCCCACAGAUUUGACCCCAAUUUCACCAGCCAGGUGAUUAAUGCCAUGGGUCCCAAGACGUCCCCGCGCCACCGCCAGGUUUUCGGUGCCCUGAUCCGACACAUCCACGACUUCGCCCGCGAGGUCGAGCUGACCGUCGACGAGUGGAUGGAGGGUGUGAAGUUCAUCAACGCCCUGGGCGAGAUCUACACCAAGAGCAACAAGACCCGGAACGAGACCCACCGCAUCUGCGAUAUCCUCGGUGUCGAGUCCCUUGUCGACGAGAUCACCCACAAGAUCAUCUCGGAGACGGGCAUUGACCCGACAUCGUCGUCCAUCCUGGGGCCCUUCUGGUCGCCCAACGCGCCGUUCCGCGAGCUCGGCGACGUCAUCUUCCAGGACGGCGUGCCGCCGAACGGGCGCGUGGCCAAGAUGCACGGCGUGAUCCGCGACAUCACGACGGGCAAGCCGAUCCCGGGCGCCGUGUUCGACAUCUGGCAGGCGUCGGCCAACGGCAAGUACGACUUCCAGGACCCGGAGAACCAGACGCCCAACAACCUGCGCGGCAAGUUCCGCGCCGACGAGAACGGCCGCUACUGGCUCUACUGCCUGCACCCGACCGCCUACUCGCUGCCGCGCGACGGGCCCUCCUUCCAGCUGCUCACCCUCAUGGACCGCCACCCGAUGCGCCCCGCCCACAUCCACUUCAUGGUCACCCACCCGGACUACCAGGCCUGCACCACCCAGCUGUACCCCAGCGACGACCCGUGGAUCAAGAGCGACACCGUCUUCGCCGUCAAGGACGACCUCGUCGUCGACUUCAAGCCCCUCCAGGGCGACGACAAGGCCACCCUCGAGCUCGAGUACAACAUCAACCUCGCCCCUAAGGGGUACAAGGGCAAGAUCUGA